AUGUCUAACAAAGCUCUCAUCCUCGUCGGAGGCCCUUCCAGGGGAACUAGAUUCCGCCCUCUAUCUCUUGAUCUCCCCAAGCCCCUGUUCGAGGUUGCCGGCCACCCCCUCAUUUACCAUCCCCUCAAGGCGGUUGCAAAAGUUCCUUCCAUCAAAGAAGUUUACUUGAUUGGCUACUACGAGGAAUCUAUCUUUGCGCCAUACAUUCGCCAGUGGUCUACGGAAUUCCCUCAGUUCACGAUUAAGUAUCUACGCGAGUAUACCGCUUUGGGGACCGCAGGAGGGCUAUACCAUUUCCGCGAUGCUAUCAUGAAGGGGAACCCGAGCAGACUUUUCGUCAUCAACGCGGAUGUCUGCUGUUCUUUCCCCCUUAAAGACAUGCUCGACAUGUUUGAGGAGAAAGAGGCAGAGGCGGUGCUAUUGGGAACUAAGGUUAGCAAUGAGGCCGCGAGCAAUUUUGGAUGCAUUGUCGUCGACCCAAAGACCUCUCAAGUCCGCCAUUAUGUCGAGAAGCCGGAAUCCCAUAUCAGCAAUUUGAUCAAUUGCGGUGUUUACCUCUUUAGCUCCUCGGUCUUCUCUCUCAUUCGCUCGGCAAUGGAAGAUAAGGCCAUUCGCCUCGCCUCAGAUCCCACACUUGACCCCAGUGAUGGCGACACCUCUUCGGUCUUGCGCUUGGAACAGGACAUUCUUGGCCCCCUUUCGGACUCACGCCGUUUCUUUGUUUACGAAACGCGUGACUUUUGGCGUCAGAUCAAGACUGCUGGUUCGGCUGUCCCCGCCAAUGCUCUCUACUUGCAGAAGGCCUGGCAAUCGGAAUCCAACGAACUUAGCCAGCCUUCCGCAUUCAUUGUUCCCCCUGUUUACAUCCACCCGACUGCGGUGGUUGAUCCCACAGCCAAGCUAGGCCCUAAUGUUUCCAUCGGCCCUAGAGCAGUGAUUGGAGCAGGCGCUCGUGUCAAAGAAAGCAUUGUUCUAGAGGAUGCAGAAAUCAGACAUGAUGCCUGCGUUUUGUACUCAAUUAUUGGUUGGCAGAGCAAGGUCGGCGCUUGGGCUCGUGUCGAGGGAACUCCAAUGAGUGUGACGGAGCACUCCACGACAGUCGUCAAGAACGGCGUUCGUGUGCAAAGCGUCAGUAUCCUCAGCCGAGAUUGUAAAGUUGGGGACGAAGUGAGAGUUUGGAAUUGCGUCACUUUGCCGUUCAAGGAAUUGAAGAGGGACGUUUCCAACGAAGUCAUUAUGUAAUUUUGCCGUUCAACGAACUAGUAAUGAUGCUCUUGUUGGAGAAGGGUCAGAAACUUAUGCCCCCCCCCAAAAAUCGCUGUUUUUUUAUACCUUGUAUGUAAUGAGUUGGUGAAUUCCCUAUCCUCUUGGCUAUCUAUGGGGAGGAUAGCUACGUUCCGGGGAUCUAGUGAAAUUCGGCCGACCUAAAGUUACUAAAA
This is a messenger RNA of Tuber melanosporum (Perigord truffle), 1439 nucleotides long. RefSeq lists its product as uncharacterized. The transcript is spliced from 5 exons. Lineage: Eukaryota; Fungi; Ascomycota; Pezizomycetes; Pezizales; Tuberaceae. The record is from RefSeq and is a predicted model, not a curated record. The coding region runs from base 1 to 1242 and encodes 413 amino acids. Gene Ontology annotation, cellular component: cytoplasm. Gene Ontology annotation, molecular function: transferase activity. Gene Ontology annotation, biological process: biosynthetic process.